Messenger RNA from Dictyostelium purpureum, 801 nucleotides. RefSeq lists its product as uncharacterized. The transcript is spliced from 2 exons. Lineage: Eukaryota; Evosea; Eumycetozoa; Dictyosteliales; Dictyosteliaceae. The record is from RefSeq and is a predicted model, not a curated record. The annotation marks the transcript as partial.
CUCCCAAAUAGCAUAACAAGUAUAACAUUUGGCCCUUCUUUUAACCAACGAAUUUAUUCUGGGUUUCUACCUACAAACUUAAAAUCAAUUACUUUUGGAAGGGAUUUUAAUCAACCUGUUAUACCCAAAAGCUGUACCAUGGUAUCCCUUGGUUAUUUUUUUAACCACCAACUAAACCUUCCAUCUGAUGGAUCAAUUACCAGACUAGUUAUGAGUGAUUGUUUUAACCAACCUAUUACCGUUGGCUCUUUACCAAAAACCAUACGCUUCAUUUCAUUUGGCGAUUGCUUUAAUCAAGAACUAACCAAAGGUAUAUUACAUGACGAAAUUGAAGAGAUUUCUUUUGGGAACUGCUUUAAUCAAGUCCUUUCAACAAAUUCAUUACCUUCAAAUUUGCGAAAACUGUCAUUUGGAUUUUGGUUUAACCAAGAGCUAGCUAUUCCCAAUAACUUGGUUUCCCUUUCGUUUGGAGACUCUUUUAAUCAGUCUAUCGAUGGUUUGUUCAAUAACUGCAACUCAUUAAAGGAGCUAAAGUUUGGUUAUUGCUUUGACUGUACAAUCAAAUAUGGUAGUUUCCCCAUCACACUAGAGACAUUAUAUUUUGGGGGUAGCUUUAACAAACCUCUGGAUAUAGGAAUACUUCCUAUCUAUUUAACCAAGCUGGUAUUUGGCAGUAACUAUAAUCAUAUUAUAAAGCCCAACUAUUUACCACCAAAUCUCUACUCUCUUCAAUUUGGUGAUAAAUACAACCAACCAAUACUAAAAGAUAGUUUUCCAAGUUCAAUUAAAGAAGUUGUUUUU